CAGUAAAAGGAUGGAAGAAGAGUGGGGGGAGAGAGAGAGAGACAGAAAUUAUAGGAGUGGGGAAGGCAGGAAUGGGAUAACGUGGGGAAGAACCCGAAACCAGGGAACUGGUUGAUGAACUCAGCUGGAUCGUGUUUUUGGAGCUCACUUAUUAUUUUGUCUGAUUCAUAGAUACAAACCCUUCUUCUCACGGUGGCCAUGGACGAACACAACACCUGCCCUUCUCACAAAAACAGUAUUAGUGUCAACAAAGUGUUGCAAUCCAGCAUUGCUUACCUGAACAAGAAGAGAAAAUUUCAAUCAGAGCAGUUGGGCUUGCCUUUAUCAAAGCAUCAAUGCUGGGAUCCAAGCUUCGGUGCGGAGUAUGAUCCUCCAUACAAUAAAAACCUGAUAGUACAGGACUUCAGUGUGCAUGCAAUGAAAGAUAAAAUUAUUGCUGGUGCAAGUGAUGACGGAUCAGAACAACUCUCGGCAAAAGACAGCAAUAGUUUCGGUGGAGAUACUGACUCUUCCACAUCAGAAUCUUGUGAAGUUAAGACUCAGUCAGAGUAUCCAAAGGCAUAUCCUUCUGACAAGCCCUCAACUUCAUCUGUUAAUUGGGGCAGUAGCAGUUAUAUAAACAGCCUUUAUUCUUUUGACAGCAGAUCAAUUACAAAAUUGGGGGCUGAGAAAGACCAAUCACCAUAUACUGGUCGAGGCCAUAAUCUUCCUCAUAAUGAUUUUGGACUGCACUCAUGCCUGAAUUUUGAUGAGCACCUCUUAGAAGUUGGGAAUCACAUAGAUAGUAGCUGUUUAGAAUAUGGAAAUGACAUCAUUGACCAAUCUACAGAUAAGGAACUUGAGGAUAUGCUCUAUUCCAAUGGGACAGCACCAAAUAAUUGUGUUCUUUCAUCUGGAAGAUGGAAUGUCAACCAAGAGGAUCAAUCAAGCACCAAGAAUCUGACCAUUGACAAAGAGUUCGAGCAGUACUUCUCCAUGCUUAUGCUGUAACAGAGAUUACUCAUACAUAACCACUGAAACACGCUGUACCUUUAAAAAGAUAUCUGUUGUAUAUAUGCAAGCUUUUGUGCCCGACAUGAGAAUGUAAACAGAGUUGAUUAUUUUCUGACAAAUGCUACAUUAUCUGGCUUAGGGCUUGUAUUAUGUCUAUGGGGUUUGUACACCUCCAGUUCAUC
Diospyros lotus (date-plum) is the source of this 1175-nucleotide messenger RNA. RefSeq lists its product as uncharacterized. The transcript is spliced from 3 exons. Gene Ontology annotation, biological process: response to red or far red light. Bases 199 to 990 code for a protein of 263 amino acids. Lineage: Eukaryota; Viridiplantae; Streptophyta; Magnoliopsida; Ericales; Ebenaceae. The record is from RefSeq and is a predicted model, not a curated record.